AUGCGUCACAAUAUAAAAACAAAUGAAACACAUCAAGGACAGUUUUACAAUGUCACGUUAACAGCAUUACAUUUUGAUUUGAACAACCAACAUUUGUACGCAAUUGGAACCACACGCGAUGGUCAGUCAAGUUUCCUAUGGGUAAUCGAUCCUGAUACACUGACACUGCAAGAACGAAUAGAUCUCACGCCACAGGGAAAACCGGAUAUAGGUAGCGCGUAUGAUAUUUUAGAAAACAUUUUAUAUUACCGUACACAAACAGACUUGAUCGGAAUUGAAAUCAACACAUUGAUGAUUAGACCACUUUGUAAACUUGAUCAUCUUAUAUAUUUGAAUAACUUAUAUGUAAUGAAUGAAGCAUUCUAUACCGUCUAUAAUUGGCGAAAAGAUUCAUAUGACUUUACAGUGAGUAAUUUAACCCUUAAACAACUGGAUAAAAGAUACUGUCGUGUUAUUAAACAAUUGAACUUUGAACAACCAACACCAGUAGCAGUAAUGACUGGAAGAACCUUAGAUGUAGAUAAGAGUCAAAUUAUAUUCUCUUACAAUGAUGAUUUUUCUAUGUUCGGUCACAGUGUACGUGUGGUUACUGUAGAUCUAAAAGAAUGGAAAGUAAUUAACUAUGUAUACAAACGUUUUGCAAAUUCACCAUAUGAACUUAUUUACAUAUCUUCAACGUAA
Molecule: messenger RNA, 681 nt
Organism: Didymodactylos carnosus
Lineage: Eukaryota; Metazoa; Rotifera; Eurotatoria; Philodinida; Philodinidae
Source: the annotation of a GenBank genome assembly